AUGGCUAGUAGUUCCUACAAAUCAACAGAGGAGACAACAAACGCCAAUCGAGCCUGCCGUCUUCUCCUGGGCCCGUGUACCGACCAACUCCGAUAUGUUUUUCGUUAUUAUGUACCUCCGGCAACAUUUCCACACGUCAUUGUACAACAGAGCCCAAAUCUUCCUCGUCUAACAGUGGCUCAGAGGGAUCUCAUCUUACCUAGAGGUCGAACUUAUGUUGGAAUUUAUGAUGAUAUGGAUAUCCCAUUAUUGUAUAUUUUACUUAGGAAUAUUUGUAAUAUUGUACCCCAUAACAAUGGUUGGGGUUCUGAUCCAGACCACAGGGAUACAUCUCUGUCUGCCAACAUCGAGAGGAUCCGCAUCGUUAGGAAUAGGUGUGUACACUCCUCCAGUCCCUCCCUUUCCAAAACUGAAUUCAACUCCAUUUGGUCCGAUGUCAGAUCAUCAGUUGUGGACAUAGAUGCUUUUCUCAGCAAUGGAAAUCAUUACGAAAAAGCGGUUGACUUCCUGAGACAUGAGACUAUGGACAGUGAGCGUGAUGAACUUUACUGGAAAGAGCUAAGAAGACAAGCCGAAGAAGAUCGAGAAACCAGAGACAUGGUGCAAGAUAUAAAAGGUCAAGUGGAAGAGAUCAACAAAGACAGAUUGGAUAUUCAUAACAAGAUUCAGAUAAUUGACGAUGAAGUAUCAAAGAAUCGACGGUCAGCUGUCCCAGACAAUGUGAAGGAUGGUUUAAAGAUGUCAAGGGAUAUAUUUUCAGCUCUAUAUGACAACGACAUCUUAGAAUGGAAACAAGAGGAUAAUCUUUUUUAUGAAACUCACAACUUCACUGCAAUGCUAGAAACAGUGAGAAAACAGCAUUAUGUUAUUUUCGUCGGUGUCCCAGGAUCUGGAAAAUCAGCUACGGCUCAUCACAUCGCCCUAAAGCUCCAAACGGAAGGUUAUGAGAUUGUACCGAUCAAAGACAUUAGGAAGAUAGAGGAUUAUUGCGACACUCAGAAUCCCCAGGUUUUUGUCAUUGAUGAUGUGGUAGGUGUAUUUGGGCUUCAAGAGACGAAAUUGAACACUCUGUCAGAUUACAAAGAUAGAAUACAAAAACCUGCAAUGCCAGACUCAAAAACGUUGUUAACAUGUAGAGAAACCGUGUUUAGAAAAGCACGCUGCGUUACUUCUAUGUUUUCCAACGAAAACAAUGUUGUUAUGUUACAUAGUCAAGAAAAUGAUCUGAACGACAGUGACAAAAUCGGCAUCAUGAAAUCAAACAAUAUAGAUGCAAAGUUUAUGUCCCCAGCCAUUUCGACUUCAGUAUCAAAAAUGUUCCCCUUGCUUUGUAAAAUGUUUUCAAUGGAAGGAAAAUUGAAAUCAUAUGGAUCUUCAUUUUUCCAAGGUCCAGUUCCUUGUCUUUUGAAGGAAUUUGACGAAAUGAAGAGGCAAAACAAAAUACAUUAUGCUAUAAAAUAUGAAGUUCUUCAGAAGUGCAAAAUUUGCAGCCAAACGGAUAAUUUUGAAUUUCUAGAUGCAUUGUCAGAAAUGGAAGGUACAUACACAAAACUUUGUGGCACAGAGUUUACUUUUGUUCAUGACUCCAUGUUUGAAGUAAUUGCAUACCACUUUGGUAACCAAUUUCCUGAACUUAUUAUUCAAUAUAUGAGUAGUAACUAUAUUGCUAAUUUCAUCAAACCGUCGAAAUGCGAAGUCCAUAAUAGCGAAAACGAAAGUGAAAGUAAAGUGAGUGGAUUUGGUGGAAGUAGCGAAGUAACCGAUGAGGGAGGAAUGUUGUUCGAUUUGACUAUACGAAUAUGCGAUAAUCAAUACCCAUUGCUUGCAAAGCUUUUGUAUAGGGACAUAGAAGCCAAGAAAUUGUAUGAUGUUUUCGGAAGUGAUAUUUUGAAACAUCCCGAAUUGUGCAAGUCCUUUAUUGAUCUUUUAAAGAGAAAAAGAUAUAGGAAACUGAGAUCGUUAUUUCUGUCAGGACAGAUAAAAGUAUGUAAAUCAAUCUUUGGUGAGAUAGGUGGAGAAGACACAGAAAUACGGAAGCUACUGGUGGAUGAAAGACAAGAACCUUUCAGCGCUCCAACAAUACGAGUUAGAGUGAUCAGCUGGAUAAUCUACUAUGGACAUAAUCAGAUCCUACAGUACCUCGUAGAACAAUGUGCACGACACAAUAAAACAUGUGAUCUCUUUGAAAAUUGCUAUGAGGGUUAUAGAAGUCAUUCUAUAAUGAGUCACGGAUGGCAUUUUCAUAUACAAGCUGAAUCUAAAAUGAUUAUUGAGCAAACCCGUUUACUUGUAUUGAGUUGUUAUAGUGGUGACAUCGAAACUGUAAAAAUUUUAUUGAAAAAUGUCAACAAAACCUCCAUCAAUAGAACACCAGAAUAUUCAGGUGAUGUUAGCUUUUGGAGAAGUGUGAGAAAAACACCAUUGAUAGCUGCCUGUGAAGUUGGUAAUAUGAGUAUUGUGAGGGAAUUAUUAAAGGAGGGGGCUAUUGUCAAUCAACAGGGUAACAAUUGUACACCACUGACGGUUUCAUGUGCAGCUGGACAUAUGGAUGUGGUAAAGGUACUGCUUAAGAAAGGGGCAAGUGUCAACCCAAAUGGGGGUUUUGACACCCCGCUGAUAACUGCAUGCACAUAUGGCCAUGGCAAUGUAGUUCGGAAACUGCUCAAAAGGGGUGCUGAUGUCAAUCAACAGGGCAAAUAUGACACGCCAAUGAUAGCUGCAUGCUGGUGUGGGCAUACCGAUGUAAUGAGACACUUGCUUAAAGCGGGGGCCAAUAUAAACUUAAAAGGGAUGUUAAAUUCACCAUUGACAGUUGCAUGUACGUCUGGACAUGUAACAGUUGUUAAAGAGUUGAUAAAGUUGGGGGCUGAUAUCAAUAUACAGGAUAGAGACAGGGAAACUCCAUUGACAGUAGCUUAUGAGGAAGGCUAUACGGGUAUUGUUGAGGAAUUGCUAAAUGCUGGAGCUGAUGUUAAAUCAGAGAAUCAAGAUGGCGUGGGAACUAAUAGUAAGGGCGACGUCAUGGUGACAGAUAGACGGGUGUGGAGUAUGGAUAGACGGCAUAACCUAUGGAAAUCAAUAAGAUAUUCGAACUCCGAUUCACUGCGACAUUUACUGUGUUUGGGUCUCUCUGUAAAUCAACACUUCCAGCUGCAUGGCAUUCGGGGAAGAGAGCAUGACAAGUCAAAUGUCAAGCCUUUAUUGUUUGCGGUAAUUGAUGAACUUCCUGUAGAAAUGGGAGACAAAGUGAUGGUCUUGUUGCAGGCAGGGGCAGACGUUAAUGUCAGAAUAAAGUAUGAACAUAACGAAACUGAAUUAGACAAGGCGGGGAAUUUUCAGUCAUCUGGAGAUAACACUGGCAUUAAAUGGAGUGCCACAAAGUUUGACCCAGUGGCGGAUUUAGGGGAGGGGGACGUGCCCAAAGUUGUAGCAGUGGGUGUGUGGGUGGUGAGGUAUCCUGUAUAUGACGUAGCAGUAAGAGUUCCCAUCAUGACAAUGCCUAGCAUGACAGUCCCGUGGAGAUCGGGAUUAGAUUAG
Molecule: messenger RNA, 3537 nt
Organism: Ostrea edulis (European flat oyster)
Lineage: Eukaryota; Metazoa; Mollusca; Bivalvia; Ostreida; Ostreidae
Exons: 8
Coding region: 1-3537 (1178 amino acids)
Cellular component (GO): cytoplasm
Molecular function (GO): protein binding
Source: RefSeq, a predicted model, not a curated record